UUGGUGUCGUUGCCUGGAAACCACCUGAGCUGCGACAGGAAACUGAACCGUUCUUCGAUGACUUAGUAAACUUUUUUUUUAUCACCAACCGAAUGAAUUAUUCGUGAAAGUAAGUCUGCCAGGGAGUAAGUUUCAGAAAAGCCGUGAUCCACGUAAGAGGCAUCUAAACAUUUCUUGGUGAUUAAUGGAUUCGGAGUUGGACUUUGGCUGUUUCACCGUCGGCACUCAGGUGGUCACCAAACACCUUCCCGUGACCAAUCAUGGCUCAGCACCAGUCACUUUCCAGGUUGAAUACAGUGGAGACCCGUCAGUGAAGCUCUCGCCCGGCAGUGGAGUCAUUGCAGCAAGAUCCACUAGGUGGCUCAAAGUGGAGCUGCAGACAGAUAAACCCAGGCAGAUCAACGAAGAGGCUGUAGUGAAACUCCAGAACCACUCAGACUUCAUUCUCAGUAUAAAGGCACAAGUGGUGGAGCAGAAUCUUGAGCUGUCUGAUCUAAAGGGAAAUAAAAUAUCCUGUCUGUGGUUUGGACCUUUGUAUUUUGGCACUUCCUGUGUGGAAAAUGUUGUGCUAAGAAACAACUCACCAAAUGUGAGUGAGUGGUUCUGCCGCCUUGAAGUCACUACUCCUGGGACCGAGAUGGGGGCAGACAUGCAGAAGAGUGCAAGUGCCUCCUUGUUGGAGAGGAUGCAGCGUUCCGGUCAGCCAGACAAAGAUAUAUUUGAUGAGUUUCUUGUCGUCCCUAUGCAAGGAAGACUGGCGCCCUUUGAGAAAACCACCGUCACACUCUGCUUCAGCCCUGUGUUUGUUGCUCCGUAUCGAUAUAAGAAGCACCGCUAUUCUUCAGGCCAGCGAGACUACUGCCUUUUCCUGUGUUUUGAGUCUGUUAUCACCAAGGAUGGUUGCACCUACUUCAAUGGUCACGGCGGUGUGGAGCUUCCCGUGACAGGCUCAGGUCUACCGGUUUCUCUGGUGCCCAGUCCCUCCGCCAGAUUUGACUUCGACUGCUCGCUGGGCCGCAGCAAAUCUGUUUUAUGCAAACUGCAGAACCUUUGCUCCCAGCUUCCAGUCAAGUUCCGCUUCCACAAGUUAGCGCAUUUCAUCAUCGAUCCUGUUGCAGGCACCAUUCCCGCCGGACACAGCCAGGAUAUUGUUGUGACUUUCACCGCACGUCAGCAAGGGAGUUUCCAGGUGUGUCAGAUGAUUGAUGUUCUCGGUUAUGUGAUGACCCAUAAGACCAGCAACAUCAUCAGUGGUGCCCCAGAACUGGAGCUCCGCAGCUUCCACAAGAUUUCUCUCCAACUCUCUGCUUUUUGUAACAGUGAAGUGACCCUGCCAGUUAUCAGUCGGUCAGUCAACUAUCCGACAGGACUGCGGCCUCACGUGCGCCCCAGAGACAUGUCCGCCUGCCGUGACAUCGUCUACACCACAGUCCUCAAUGCGGACAGGACACAACUCCACAUGCACCACAGGGACAAGAACACAGAGGAAGAUGAGUUCCUGGCCUUCCCUGAUGACCGCGCGACGAGUAUUAGGCCAGGCUCUCCGAACAGACAGUUCAGGACCAUCUUCACCGGCAUCCGUCGCUACAAUUAUUUAGACACCGACUACGCAUUAACCAAAGAGGAGGUGGAGCAAAGACAGAGGAACCGGAAAAUGUACAGCGACUUCAUAAGUCAACUCAGAAUAUCGCGGCUGCAGAGAAGCAAACAGAGACGAUUUGACGGGUCGGAGGUCGAUGUAGAUAUUGGGAUUGCCUCAUCCAAUGGCCUUGUCCCGCCAAAGCUUGGCAUCAAAGACAUGCAGCCCAAUGACGAAUCACUGUAUCAGCUACUGUCCAGAAAGACUUUUCAGCCGACCCAAAGUACUGGCUACGAACAGAUGACCUUUGGAGGAAGCCAGCUGACGAUGGAAGACUUUGACAAGAGUGCUGCAUUGCACUCGACUUGUAUCGUCAACAAGCAUCGACCGUUCCCGAUCAUGGUUCAGGCUAACGUCGUCCAUGUUAGUCUGGAGCUGUCCACCACUCUCCUCCGACUAUGUCCCACCCCCUAUUUACUGGCUGCCUCUGGAUAUCAUGGCUCAGUUACACUUCGGAAUCACCACCGCCGCCCGGCAGAGUUCACAUGGCAGCCAGUCGUCACCGAGAGCGGCCUGCUUUUCUCCAUCAGACCAGCGAAAGGAAUUGUCCAGCCUCUUCGGGAAUUGGUCUGUGAGGUGGUGUGGCAUCCCUUUUAUUCUUCACCAUCAGAUGGAGACUUUGACCUUUGUGUUGUCAAUGGCAAGACACAACGCCUUCACUGCACUGCCAAGGUUGGAUCCACCAGUGUGCAGCUGGCAGAGUAUCGAUUGAUAUUUGGAUCGGUGCCACUCAACAUGCCAUCCAGCAGAACGGCGGUCAUAUACAACAAUGGGCAGAACCACGCCUACUUUAAGGUGCUGGAUGUCUUUCCUCUGCCGGGGAUGGUUGUGAGUCCCUCAGAAGGCGUGGUACCCAGUGCAGGUCAGACACAGCUGGAAAUCCAAUUCCACCCUGAUUCGGUCGUCAAGUUUGACACCAUUAUCGAGAUUGCCGUGAGAAGCAUGAAGUCUCUUCAGCUUAGAAUUGGAGGAUCAGUGGAGCCUCCUGAUGUUGACAUCAACGUGUUGCAUUUCCACUUUGACGCCCACGUUGGUUCGUGUAGAAGGCUGCCCUUCUGUCUGACCAACAACUCAUCCGCUUCUGCAAGUGUCACCUGUGAUUUGUCUGAACACCCAGACUUCUCCUUGCAGUUUCCCUCAGCAAUGGACAAAGCGGCAAGUGUAACCAAAGUGGUGCUUAAUGGGUCCCAGACGAUACAUGGUCUGCUUGUCUUUACCCCCUCUCAGCCAGCCACCUACGAAUUUGACCUUCCAUUGAUGAUCAACGGAGUCAGAUGUCCCAUUGUUCCUCCACUGCCCAGUUCGUCACACAAUGUUGGAAGCAGUAAGAAAAAUGCCAAACAACUGGAUGAACCCCCAACCAUACAAGUGACAGCAAUAGUGUUGUGUCCUCCUUUGGAGAUGUUCCCAUCCAACCUACAUUUCCACGUGGUGUCAGACAUGCCCCAAGACUCCGGCCUGUGUAGUCAGACCGUGGAGCUGAGAGCGUGGUACGACGAGAGUGUGUGUGGGUACAUUGUUGGUGAGAACAUGAAGUGGUGGAUCGGUGGCAGAAUCGCAACAGAACCAGAUAUUGGUGAAGAGUCGGAGGCGCCCUGUGUCAUAUCACCAUCAUGUGGCGUGCUAAGCCCUGGUCAGUCCACUACCCUGGUGGUUAGGAUCAGGCCUGAGGUGAUCACAGCAAGCAGGGUGACGCGACUUUGUCUGUCUCUGUACCUGGGAGAAGAGGAGACAGCCAGAGAGCAAGAACAGCCGUAUCGUGAGCUGUCCAUCACAAUCUCUCUCCAGCUGCCCAGUAUCUCCAUCCAUCCUCCCCAGCUUCUGCUCAAUCCAGUCCCACCAAAAACCUCAGCAACCAGAGAGCUGACCCUUCUGGCUUCUGGAUACAAAGAUGCAACUUCUAUAUCAGCAGAGGUUGAAGACCUGAUUUUAGAAAAUGGAACAAGUAUACAGCCGGUGUCAGUCUCUUUUUUAAAGGGGAAUGCUUUUCUUCCGAAUGAGCAGCGACGCUCCUCUUUGAAAUGUCUAGUUACGUUCUACUCUGCAGCGCCUCUGUCAGUGUGCUGCACCAUCACUUUCACUGACCAGUUCAAUAACAGGUUCAAGGUCAAAGUGUGUGCUACGAGUGACAAUUGUUUGUUAACACUCUGGCCUUAUUUGGCUGAGCAUAACUCCAAGCUGCUGAUCGCUUUCAAAGACGCACCUGAGAAUGUCGAGGCCAACCUUCAGCUUGGCCACUCAAACAUCCCAGCUUCCAGUCGCUCCUCAUCCUCCUCGUCCUUCUUCGAUCAGAUCUCAACCAACAAAGACACCAUUUCAGAGUCCUCCCGAGGCCAGGGCAGUAGAGAUGAGGAUGACGCUCUGACUGGAAGAAAAUCAGCUCAUCUUUCCAUCCCACAAUUCCCUGCUGCUGAUACAGAAGAGGGGGUCUUUUGCCACAAAGUCUUACUGGCUGUGGAGCGAUGGUUUGGCCUCUUCGGCUAUCCCGGUGGGUCACGACCGGUCUCUAUACCCACCACACUGAGGAGAGUUGUGCCUAAGGCUCAAAUAAGGGAUUUUGGUGGUCGCAACUACCCCGUCAGACAAAAUAAAGACACCAGGUCUGUUGUGGACAUAGUUAACUACCUGGUGGGACAACUGAUUCCUGGGGUUCCCCACUGGCCAACUUUCUCCAAGGAUACCAAGGAACUCACCAGCCAGCUGCUCAAGCACCAUGAAACGAUGAUCGAGUUCCUUAGGAUUCAAGGUGCCUCUUUGUCCCACAUCCGUCCGGAGUACUUACUAGAUAAAGAUGAGUUCCAGCAUUGGUGUUCUCUCCAGUCCAAGACAGAAGAAGGUGGGCUGGACUACAGCAAAAUUGACUACGAGUCUCUGAGCAAGAGAUCAUGGACUGAUUUGAUGCUCCAGAUAUUUAAGGUUCUGGUGCUUCAUCGUGUGUUAAAGGGAGGUGAGACGACCGUUGUGCAACAUGGUGAAGACGGCUUCAGGUCGAAGCCGCUGGUCAGCAACGUCUACUCUUCCCACGAGCUCAAGCUGCUGUCUUGGCUCAACGUGACCUACGAGGGCGUGAGGGAGCUGGUGUGGCCUGCUGGAAGUGCUCCAUCGGCCCGCUGCAUCAUGAAUUUUGACUUGGACUUGACAGAUGGGCUGGUGAUAGGAUCUCUUCUGGCUGCAUACUGUCCAUAUAUGAUACGAAGCCAUGUCCAGAGGAUGUACACCACACCUCGUAGUGUGGAGCAGAUCCUGCACAAUAACAUCAUUGUGACCCGGGCACUCAAUAAACUCUCCCUCAACAUGGACGUACAAGCCACGGAGUUGUCGGAUCCAAACCCAAUCCAAAUGUUGAUGCUGUGUGUCCACCUGUAUGAGAGGCUGCCUCAGUACCUGCCGCAGAAAACCAUCACACUAUCAGGCGCCCUGCAUGACUCCUUCACAAAGCAGGUGAAUUUAACAAACCCGUCCUCUAAAGCUCUCAAAUACAGAGCUGUGCUGCUGGGGGAGGAUGCCAAACUUUUCUCCCUUCCUGAAGGCUCAAACAUCUCCGUUCCUCCCAAAGGGAGCGCGCAUCUGACCGUCCAGUUCGCCUUCUCCUACCUGCAGCCAAAAGAGGCCGUUCUCCUGCUGGUUUCCACCUCUACAACUGGUGCCAGUGCCGCGACUUUAUCCUUCAAUCUCGUCACCUGCGUCACUCAGAUCACACCCACAAACAUUCUCAAGUAUGUCUCCUCUUGUUACACACUCAGCGUGGUCCAUGUACCGAUUGCCAACCACCUGAAGAGAGAAGCCAUGUUUAAGAUCAUACUGGUGGAGUCCAGUUUUAACCCUCUGGAGCCUGAUAAGCUGAAACACAACCUUAAGAGCUCUUCCAAUGCCGAUGGGACGUCAGAAGAGAACCAGAAGGAUGAGACGGAGGACGAGAACCUGGAUCCUGACCAUUAUGACAGCGAGUUCAUCAGUGCAGUCAAGUGUAUUUAUCUGAAGUCAGGACAAGAGGACACACUCACCAUUUACUUUCUUCCCUUCUCGCCUGGGAAAAAGUACUGCUCUGUGCUGCUGGUGUGCCCACAGGUUGGUGAUAUGGUCUACUUGAUAAAGGCAACGGCCCAUUUGCCCACUCCUUCUCUUUUCACCUUGAAACCGAGUUCAAGCUCAGUUGCUGUCCAGGACAACGCUGUGCUGCAUCUCUGCUGCACUGUGGGUCAGGUCUGUGAGGAGAUGAUGAGCGUGCCGCUGGUCAACAUGGCGUGGGAGCAGGCUCUGUCCAUGUGGGGCCAGCUCUGCAUGAGCGCGGACGAAUACAGACGCCGGAUGCUGACACACACUUUACACAGCAGCACUUUGAGGGCAACCACAGCGGCACGCAAGUUCCACAAGCAGUUCCAGAAGAUGAAGUACUUCUGCAUCAGUAAGGAGAGAGUGUACAACGUGGAGGUUUCUUCACCAAAGUACUUCACUUUGCCCAAAACUGUCACAAUACCGGUAAAAGAUGACAGCAAGAUUUCAUGGGACAAAUCCACCGCUGGCUGCUUGAAAGUACCUGUACGAUUCCAGGCCGACUCCGUUGGACACUACCCUUGCCAAGUGGUCUUAAGGUCCUGGUCCGACACGAGAGUGUAUGCUAUAAAGGCUUUAGUUGCUGUACAGACGAUCUGAGAACAGUGGG
Messenger RNA from Synchiropus splendidus (mandarinfish), 6302 nucleotides. Its product is annotated as cilia- and flagella-associated protein 47-like. The record is from RefSeq and is a predicted model, not a curated record. The coding region runs from base 185 to 6292 and encodes 2035 amino acids. NCBI's taxonomy places the organism in Eukaryota, Metazoa, Chordata, Actinopteri, Syngnathiformes, Callionymidae. Gene Ontology annotation, molecular function: protein binding. The transcript has 45 exons.